Molecule: messenger RNA, 1464 nt
Organism: Saccharomyces mikatae IFO 1815
Lineage: Eukaryota; Fungi; Ascomycota; Saccharomycetes; Saccharomycetales; Saccharomycetaceae
Gene: LDB17
Product: Ldb17p
Exons: 1
Coding region: 1-1464 (487 amino acids)
Biological process (GO): endocytosis; actin cortical patch assembly; actin cortical patch localization
Cellular component (GO): actin cortical patch
Molecular function (GO): Arp2/3 complex binding
Source: RefSeq, a predicted model, not a curated record
AUGAUACUAGAUCCAUUAUCUCCUAAUAUUGAAAGCCAUACCCAGGAUGAAAUCAUUGAGUUUUGGGAAAAAACUGAGGCCAUUGCUAAUAUAUCAAAGGAAAAUUUGGACGAGCCUCAUGUCAACUCAAGUCUGGUUGCGUACCUGAAGUUUGCUACUGAUUCCUAUAAGAUUUUUAUCAAUACUGACCGUGAUCUCUACAGAAUGUCGCUAAUUUUGUUGGAAUCACCCUUAUUUGAGUUUAAAAAAGAAUUUUGUUUGAGUAAGUUGCAAUCACUACUUAAUAUUGACCUUCUAGAGAUGAAUAUGAAGUUUAUAAUCGUUUACAUUCUUCUCUGUGAGGCCAAAAAAAAUGUACACUCCUUGGAAAUCAUGCUCAAAUUCCAAGGAUUUACUGUAUUUUAUAAUGUCCUGUACACGCAGUUUGCCUAUUUGAGCAAAUACGGAAAAGAAAAGACGGUUGUUUGUAAACAGCAAUAUAAUCCUGAGGAUUCUAAAACGGGGAGGCCCCUACAUAGUCCAGACCGAAGUUUAACUGAUAUUGAUUUGGCUAUCAUAGAUGAAAUGAAGCAAAUUUCCACUGUUUUAAUGGAUUUGUUAUUUCAAAUCCUCAAGUAUUGUAAAUGCGUUAUUGCUAAUCUUCAAAUUGUCGAUAAUUUCUUUGUUUAUUUUUUGAUGGAGUCAAUGAGGUCCGACACCAUGGAUGAUAUGUUUAACAAUGCGCAGUUUAAACUUUUGUUGGCAUUAAAUGAGCAAUAUAUGAUGUUUUCUAAAGAGUUUGACAUUGAAAACAAAGUCUACAAAUACCUAAUUAAUGGAUCUGUUUCAAAAAGCUUCACUGAGUUGUUACUACUAAAAUUCAAUAGAGUAUCAGACCCUCCGUUACAAAUUAUGAUGUGUAAAAUCAUAUAUCUUAUCUUGACGCCAAGAGGUGACUACGUUCCGAUGAAUUUUUUCUAUACAAACGACCUACAUGUUCUUAUUGACGUAUUAAUCAGAGAGCUACAGAACAUUAGUGAGGAUGAAGAGAUAUUGAGAAAUACCCUUCUGAGGGUUUUGCUUCCAUUAUUAAAGAAUACACAAUUGUCCAAGACACAUUAUAGAAAGGAUGAUUUGAAUAAACUGUUGAUUUACUUGUCAACCUUAGAUAAUGUAUGCGUUGAUAGCCCAGCGUUGCACGAACGUCAAGUCACUGUGCUCUUAUCGCGGAAGUGUCUUCAACAAAUUCCUUGGUUAAAGGCACCUUCACCGCUUCCGGAUGAAGAUUCGUCGGCCUCUAGUAAUAUGACUAGUAGAAACUCCAGUAUUGUUACCUUGGGGGCAAUCGAUAAUCAAGAUAUCUUGGCUCGUAAAGGCCAUCUUUAUAGUAAUCGUGAAUUAGAUAUUUCUGCAGAAUCUUUGACUAAAAGAAAGGCUAGAGCUCCUCCUCCGCCUCCAUCAAGGAAAUGUGGAACAUCAAAAUAA